Molecule: messenger RNA, 3252 nt
Organism: Triticum urartu
Lineage: Eukaryota; Viridiplantae; Streptophyta; Magnoliopsida; Poales; Poaceae
Source: RefSeq, a predicted model, not a curated record
ACCUAGGCCAAGUCUUCUUUGCAAACACUACCACCACCACCAGCUCCCACUAACCCAAAGAGAUUAAUUUCAGUCAACGGAGGACCCCGCUGAGCGACUGCCAUGGAGAUGAAGAUGGCCGUCGGCGCGGCCAACUGGCUCGUCGGUAAGGUGCUCACCAAGCUGUUCGACCCGCUGGUGUCCACCUACAUGGCCAGCUCUGAGCUCGGCAGCAACUUCCUGACCGCCAAGAACCAGCUGCAGUACACACAGGGGCUGCUGUCCGCAUCCGUGGGCAGGGACGUGGGCGACGAUCCUGGCCUGCGCGGACUGCUGGGGACGCUGAGCAAAAAGGCCGACGAGGCUGAAGACGUGCUCGAUGAGCUCCACUACUUCAUGAUCCAGGACGAGGUCGAUGGCACCAAGGAGGCUGCUGCGGAGGUGGGCGGCGGCAUCCAGGGCCAUUCGGUCCAUGGACGCCAUGUUGCUCGCUACACCCUCGGCAACUGCCUUCCGUGCUUUUCAUCUCCGCGCACUCUAGCUGAUGGUCCUCCUCCUGCAGUUGCUGCUGCGGAGGUGGGCGGCAGCAGCCAUGUUUCUCGCUACACCCUCGGUAACUGCCUCCCGUGCUUCUCAUCACCGCGCACUCAAGGUGAUGAUCCUCCUCCAGCAGUUGUUGUUGCUGCUGCUACCAGUAGUGAAGACAUGCCUGGUGCUAGUAAUGAUGAUGGCGAUGUUGAUAUUAAGUUUCCAUUCAACAGAGUAGCCAUGUCCAAGAAAAUCAAGUCCGUAAUAGAGGAGAUGAACUCCAUAUGCAUACUUGUCUCUGACCUGCUCAAAACUGCAAACCACAACAGCACUCCAUUAAGCACACAUGUCACCAUUGAAAGGCCUCCCACUGGUUCAAUAGUUCCACAACACAGAAAACUGUAUGGAAGGAAUGACAUUUUUGAGCAAACUGUAAAUGCACUCACCAGUGGCACACACCGUGAUAAAAUCCUCUCUGUCCUGCCUUUCGUUGGCCCUGGGGGCAUCGGAAAGACCACCUUCACACAGCACCUGUAUAAUGAUGAAAAGAUCAAGGGGCACUUCCCUGUCAGGGUCUGGGUAUGUGUCUCAACUAAUUUUGAUGUGAUUAGGCUCACACGCGAGAUACUUGGCUGCAUAUCUGGAAUUAAUGCCAGCACAUAUGAAACAACAAACUUAGACCAACUUCAAAGAGCCAUUGCAGAGAAACUGGACUCCAAAAGGUUCUUAAUUGUGUUGGAUGAUGUGUGGACAUGCAAGAGUGAGCGCGAUUGGGGAAACCUAUUAGCCCCAUUCACAAUGGGGGAAACCAAGGGCAGCAUGGUUCUUGUCACAACUCGAUUGCCAUCUGUAGCACAGAUGGUCAAAACAACUGAUCCAGUUGAACUGCAUGGUUUAAAGCCUGAUGAAUUCUUUGCACUGUUCGAAGCAUGUAUAUUUGGUCAAAACAAACCUAGGCUUUAUGAUGAUGACUUAGUUAAUGUUGCAAGAGAUAUUGCAAAGAAACUGAAGGGUUCACCGCUGGCAGCAAAUACAGUUGGUCGGUUGUUGAAGAAAAAUAUCUCUUGGGAAUGUUGGAUGGGAAUUCUUGAAAAUAAUGAAUGGCACAGUGCAAAAUAUGAUGAUGAUAUUUUGCCAUCUCUGCAAAUCAGCUAUAAUUACCUUCCUUUCCAUCUACAGAAAUGCUUUUUCUAUUAUGCCCUCUUCCCAGAAGAUUACAAGUUUUAUGAUUUAGAAAAAAAUACUAAUUUCUGGAUCGCAAUGGGUAUUGUAGACUCGAAUAGCCAAACUGAUAAGAAUUACUUAGACGAACUAGUGGAAAAUGGUUUUCUCAUAAAAAACCGUGAUUGGGAUGGUGACUACUAUGUGAUGCAUGAUUUAUUGCAUGAACUGUCUCGGAAUGUUUCGUCACAAGAGUGUGUGAACAUAAGUAGUUUAAGUUUCAGAGUCAACGACAUACCACAAUCUAUUCGGCACUUAUCAAUCACCGUAGAAGAUAAAUAUGAUCAAAGUUUUGGUCGAGAAAUAUGUAAACUGAGGAGUGUAAUAGACAUUGGAAAUUUGCGUACUUUGAUGGUUUUUGGACCACAUGAUGCAGAAACAGGUGAUAUUCUGAGAGAUGCAUUUGAAGGAAUAAAGAGUCUUCGAGUUCUAUUUAUACCUAGUCUCCCAGGCAGUUUGCCAAAAAGCUUUUCAAAUCUUAUCCACCUCCAAUACCUUAAACUCACGCAACCUCAUGGGAUGUAUUAUCAUCGUUCACCUAGAACAUUACCAAGAUUUUACCACUUGAAAUUCUUGGACGUCUAUAGUUGGCACAUUAUUAUAAAUUUUUUCCCUAAAAGCAUUAGCCGCCUCGUGAGUUUACACCAUAUUUAUUCUUCCAAAGAAUUCCAUUCCAGCAUCCCUGAGAUCGGAAAGAUGAAGUGGUUACAAGAGCUAAGAGAAUUUCAUGUUAAGAAGGAAAAUGUUGGAUUUGAAUUGAGCCAGCUGGGGGAAUUGACAGGGCUUGGACAGCUUGCUAUAUGCAAUCUUGAAACCGUGGCAUCUAAAAAAGAAGCUAAUGAUGCUAAAUUGAAGGAUAAAAGAAAUCUGAAAGAAUUGGCAUUAGUUUGGGGUGCAGGGCAACAUAUUACAGAUGGUGAUAUUCUCGAGGGUCUUCAACCACCCCCAAAUCUUAGAGAGCUUGGCAUUAAAAAUUAUGGUUUUGCCGUUGGUCCUAGCUGGUUGUGCAGUGACAUUAGCAUAAAAAGGCUGGAGUCUCUACAUCUGAAGGGUAUAUCUUGGGACACUCUUCCACCUUUUGAACAGUUACCACACCUCACCAACCUCAAACUGAAUAAUAUUGCUGGGAUGCGUGUGUUUGGGCCUGGAUUUGGUGGUCUUACAGAGAGAAGUUUUAUGCACCUGAAGACAGUUAUCAUUGUGAAAAUGCGAGAACUUGAGGAAUGGGUUGGGGGACCCAACAGCCCUUUGUUUUCAAGGCUUGAAAGCAUUGUAUGCAAAUAUUGCCCCCUUCUGUCCUCGUUUUCCUUCUUGGAGUGCUGUACCAAACUUUGUCAACUUUAUAUUUCUAACUGCCCAAAGUUGUCUCAGUUGCCCCCUCUGCCUCAUACUUCUACACUAACAUACUUUUCGGUGAACGAAGGGUAUUACAGAGGUUUGAUAGCCGCCGUUCCUUCCUUCUUCCACAAGCCCCUGCUUGCCGCCGCUGCACUUUCGCUGCCCUUUCCCUUCCACCGCUCGUAG